AUGUCCCUCUCAACAAAAGCACGUUCGUUGCGGGGCAUAGUUUCAAAACGCGUAGAAUUUCUCUCCCCAACCCCAGCAUCAAAAUCAAAACGAUGGAACAGCACAUUCGAAUCAAAACCAUACAAGCCAUCAUCACCAAAAUCUUCAAGUAAAUCCUCGUCGUCCCCAGCAUGGACGCCACUCACAGCCCUGGCUUUCGGUGGCGGCCUUGGCCUGGCGUGGGUGACGGGACGGGCGUAUCAGAAAGCUCAACAGCUGAACAUCGACUAUGCCAGAGAUGAUAAGUUCAGACCUCCAAAGUAUGGGAGUGUAAAAGAUAUGAUGAAGGCCGUCCAAGAAAUCGAAGCAGCUCUCGGCGCAGAAAGUAUCAGCAUGGAACCCUCAGAUCUAAAACACCACGGCGAGUCUGAAUGGUCGCCUUCUAAUAUCGAUACUCUUCCCAUUGCUGUCGCGUACCCCAAAUCCACAGCUGAAGUCUCAACCCUCGCCAAGAUAUGUCAUCAGUAUAAAGUCCCCAUAACAGGCUUCUCAGGCGGUAGUUCACUCGAAGGCAACUUCUCCGCGCCACAUGGAGGCAUCAGUGUAGACUUCAUGCACAUGGAUAAAAUCUUUGCUUUCCACGAAGAUGAUAUGGAUGUCGUUGUACAGCCAGCUGUUGGGUGGGUUCACCUCAACAAGGAGAUCGCAAAGAGUGGACUUUUCUUUCCAGUGGAUCCCAGUCCGAGUGCCAAAAUCGGGGGAAUGAUAGGUACGAACUGUAGCGGGACUAAUGCUGUGAGGUACGGAACUAUGAAGGACUGGGUGCUGAAUAUGACCGUUGUUCUUGCUGAUGGGCAGGUUAUAAAGACGAGGGGUAGACCGAGAAAAUCGGCUGCCGGGUAUAACCUCAACGGUAUCUUUGUGGGGUCAGAAGGUACGCUUGGGCUGGUCACGGAAGUCACUUUGAAGCUCGCAGCGGUGCCGAAAGAGUUCAAUGUUGCUGUGGUGGCGUUUCCAACAGUCAGGGAUGCGGCAGCCACCGCGACUGCAGUGAUGCGAGCGGGCGUUCCAGUGGCGGCAAUGGAGUUUCUCGAUGAGAAAAUGAUGGAAGUUUUGAAUGCAGGAGGUCACACAGCACCAAAAACCUGGAAAGAGGCACCAACGCUAUUCUUCAAGUUCUCAGGUACGAAAGGAAGUAUUGCCGACAAUAUCAAGGAAGUCCAAUCGAUAUCAAAGGCACAUAAUGGAGGUGGAUUUCAAUUCGCCAAAGAUCACAAAGAGCAGGAUCUUAUUUGGUCGGGUAGAAAGCAGGCUUUAUGGAGCUUACUGGCUGCUAGGCCGGAGGGUACACAGCUAUGGACAACGGAUAUUGCUGUGCCAGUGUCAAGACUGGCUGAUAUCAUUGAGGAAUCAAGAAAAGGCCGGGAAGAACUCGGCCUCUUCUCAUCAGUCGUCGGCCAUCUCGGCGAUGGAAACUUCCACGAAGCCAUAAUGUAUCACCGCGAAGACGCCGAGGAGACGGCUGCCGUCGAUGACCAUGUCAAAAACAUGAUCACUAAAGCCCUUGAGAUGGAGGGCACAUCCACUGGUGAACAUUCCAUCGGCCUCUUCAAAAAACACGAACUCCUUCAAGAAGUCGGACCUGAGACCCUCGGUGUAAUGAAAAGUAUCAAGCAAGCUCUCGACCCGCACUGGCUCAUGAAUCCUGGCAAGAUCUUUGAUACGCCGGUAUUUCAUGGCCGGGUAUGGAAAUGGCAGAAGUAA
Messenger RNA from Cadophora gregata, 1743 nucleotides. RefSeq lists its product as uncharacterized. Gene Ontology annotation, cellular component: mitochondrion. Bases 1 to 1743 code for a protein of 580 amino acids. Lineage: Eukaryota; Fungi; Ascomycota; Leotiomycetes; Helotiales; Ploettnerulaceae. Gene Ontology annotation, biological process: lactate catabolic process. Gene Ontology annotation, molecular function: FAD binding; D-lactate dehydrogenase (NAD+) activity; D-lactate dehydrogenase (cytochrome) activity. The transcript has 4 exons. The record is from RefSeq and is a predicted model, not a curated record.